Molecule: messenger RNA, 1653 nt
Organism: Lachancea fermentati
Lineage: Eukaryota; Fungi; Ascomycota; Saccharomycetes; Saccharomycetales; Saccharomycetaceae
Source: the annotation of a GenBank genome assembly
AUGGCAUCUCGUAGAUCUCUUUAUCAUGCUGUAUGCUUAGCAUCUUCUGCGAAAGAGGUCAUCAAGGGUAGCCUUUCGACUGGUUGUGAGUCGUUCAAUCUAUGGGUCGAAACAUCUACUUUAACCCGUCCUAUCCUGUCUCAGUACCAGUGGUUUUACGACCCUGAAUGGGAGAAGGCGAAGAAACUGUCGGAUGACUUGAGAGCCAAAGCAAAACCAAAAAGCCCCAAGGGUAAGCAAAGUCACAAGAAGAGUGUCAGACACUAUUCCACAUCUGUCAAACGCAAGCAAGACCUUCUACAUGACCAACAAAAUACGGAAAAACAGGAAAUGGAGAGUUCAGAAGUCCCCUCUUCUCGAAUUUCUAGGCUUUUUCAUUACGGCUCUUUGGCUGCCGGAGUUGGACUAUCUGCUGCUACAGAAGGUCUUGGACAAGUUGUCCGUGGUCAAAACCCGACGUUUAAGUCCUUAAUCCUUUCGGAUGCCAACAUAGAGAGAAUUACCAAGAAGUUUUCCAAGAUGAGAGGAGCCGCCUUGAAAAUCGGACAAAUGAUGUCUUUUCAAGACGAAAAUGUUCUACCAAAAGAGUUAUACGUUAUACUGUCGCGUGUCCAGAAUUGCGCAAACUACAUGCCACAAAGGCAACUCGAUAGGGUAAUGGCUAGGGAAUUGGGAAAUGAAUGGGAGACCAAGUUUGCAUAUUUUAACAAAAUUCCAUUAGCAGCGGCAUCCAUAGGACAGGUUCAUGAAGCGCAGUUGCAUUCUGGUGAAGAAGUUGUCGUCAAAGUUCAAUAUCCAGGUGUGAAGGAUUCAAUAGAUUCAGACCUGAAUAAUUUACUAAUGUUUCUAACUGCCUCUCGACUUCUGCCCCGCGGUCUAUUCCUAGACAAAACGGUUGCCAAUGCGAGAACAGAGUUAAAGUGGGAGUGUGAUUAUGUUAGAGAAGCUAAUGCUUUAAAAAAAUACGAAUCUCUGGUGAAAAAUGAUCCAGUUUUUACUGUUCCCCACGUCUUUUCAGAUCUCUCCACCGAUAAUAUAAUCACUAUGACAAAAAUGCAAGGUAUUGAGAUCACGAAAUUGCCUAAAAAUACACCACAAUCUACUCGUGAUUUCAUCUGCGAAAAUAUAAUGAGAUUAUGCCUCCAGGAAAUAGCUGAGUUCAGAUAUAUGCAAACUGAUCCCAAUUGGGCAAAUUUUUUAUUUAAUGCAUCUUCAAAACAAAUCGAGCUACUUGACUUUGGAGCCUCGAGAUCGUACCCCGAAGACUUUAUUCUCAAAUACCGCAAAAUGCUAACACUGGGCACAAAACACGAUCGCGAAGGAAUCGCUCUCAUUUCUAAAGAUCUAGGAUAUCUAACAGGUCUUGAAUCUAAGGCAAUGAUAGAUGCACACGUUGAUUCAGUAAUGGCUCUUGCUGAACCCUUUACCGGUUCUGAAGAGAGCAUUUUCGAUUUUUCCGAACAAACAGUAACUGAUAGGAUAAGGGGAAACAUUGGCUUAAUGUUGAAAGAGAGACUUUGUCCACCACCGGAGGAAACAUAUUCCUUACAUAGAAAAUUCAGCGGAGUCUUUCUACUUUGUGCAAGAAUGAAAUCAAAGGUACAUUUGGCAAAAUUAUUUAAAGAACAUUUUGCAUUGGACCUCAAUAAUUAA